Messenger RNA from Rosa chinensis, 465 nucleotides. RefSeq lists its product as uncharacterized. Lineage: Eukaryota; Viridiplantae; Streptophyta; Magnoliopsida; Rosales; Rosaceae. Gene Ontology annotation, biological process: rRNA base methylation. The record is from RefSeq and is a predicted model, not a curated record. The transcript is spliced from 3 exons. Gene Ontology annotation, molecular function: rRNA (uridine-N3-)-methyltransferase activity. Gene Ontology annotation, cellular component: cytoplasm. Bases 1 to 465 code for a protein of 154 amino acids.
AUGGCACAAGAGAAAAGAAUUGUGCAUUAUAGCAGCUCUCAGAAGAUACUCUUGGUGGGUGAGGGAGACUUUUCCUUUGCUGCUUGUUUAGCCACAGCAUUUGACUCUGCUGCCAACAUAGUUGCUACCUCACUCAACUCCAGAGGUUACUUGAGAGGUUCUUUUUCAUCAGAAAGCGAUAAAUCUCAAAUUCUUGCACAUAAGAACUUGGUCAAGGGAUACUUCAUGAGUGCACAUCAAAUGCUGUGUAGCCGUGGACAAAUUCAUGUGACACACAAGACAAAAUUUCCUUUUACAGAGUGGGAAAUAGUGAAUUUGGCAAAGGUGGCUGGGUUAUAUCUGGUUGAAGAAGAAACAUUCUACCCAUGGCAAUAUCCAGGUUACGUAAAUAAACGAGGAGCUGGGAACUGCGAUGAAAGCUUUAGACUUGGAAUGUCUAGCACCUUCAAAUUUGCUAAGUACUAG